Molecule: messenger RNA, 1145 nt
Organism: Tinamus guttatus (white-throated tinamou)
Lineage: Eukaryota; Metazoa; Chordata; Aves; Tinamiformes; Tinamidae
Gene: DNAJC28
Product: DnaJ heat shock protein family (Hsp40) member C28
Source: RefSeq, a predicted model, not a curated record
AUGCUGACUAACGACAUAGGACAUCAUUUAAUGCUAUGCCGAGCAAUGAUUCCAAGACACCUGAAACUCAUUCCCAGUGUUUAUGGCAAUAGACUGUUAUCGGGUUACAAACCUAAAAGCAACGUGCAGGAUUCUUACAGAAUUCUUGAGCUGCAGGAAGGAUGCUCUCUUGACGACAUCAGGAAUUCAUACCGAAAUCUUGCCAAAAAAUACCACCCAGACAGCGGUUCUGCCACAGCUGACACUGAAGCAUUUAUGAAAGUGGAAGAAGCAUAUCGGAUUGCGCUUGAUGAUGUGGCAAACAAAAAGAAAUGCGCUGAGGAUGAAGAGGAAGACCAGUUCAAAUCAAAAUCCCUCCAGCACAGGCACUACUUGAGUUUUGAAGGGGUUGGCUUUGGGAUGCCGAGCCAGAGACAAAGGCAGUACAUGCAAUUUCGAGUAGACCGUGCUGCCGAGCAAGUGCUGGAGUACCGGAAGCAGAGGCUUGAAGGCCAGAGUGCUGUGACUGAUCUCAUGAAAGCCAAAGAUGUGAGACAGAGCAAAAAGGUGAAAAUAACUCAAGCAAUGGAACGGUUGGUUGAGGACCUUAUCCAGGAGUCAAUGGCUAAAGGAGACUUUGACAACCUCAGCGGUAAAGGAAAACCUUUGCAGAAAUUUUCCGACUGUCCGCACAUUGAUCCUAUGACUCACAACCUGAACAGGAUUCUGAUAGACAAUGGCUACCAGCCAGAAUGGAUCCUGAUGCAGAAAGAAAUACGAGAAACGAUAGAGCAACUAAGAAAGGGCAUAGUGGCAUCUAGGAAUAAGCUCGGAGGGCCGAUGACACCGUACAGGGAGAAGCAAUGGAGCCGUGUUUGUGAGCAGUUCACAGAAGAUAUCCAGAAGCUGAACAAAAGAAUCGACAGCUUCAAUUUAGUUGUUCCCCUUCUAAGCAGGCAAAUGGUGCACUUUAAUGCAGCCAGAGAAAUUGCACGAGCACAAAAGACUUACGAAGCUCUGGCGGAAAGCAGGGAGGCUUCUAAUUCAGACACGAAGGAAGCUGAGCAGAAAGAUGUUAAAAGGUUUGGGUUGAAGUCUUCUUUGUUUAAGUGGCUAAAUCUUAUCUUGAAGUAGGAUUAUAAUAAUUUGCCUUGUGAAGAUUUUGA